GUUUCUUUAUAGGCUAGGCAAACAAAGGGAACUACACUACAACCAGGAACACAGCGGUAACGCCCCAUCAUCGAUCAAGCCCAAGUUUUCGGAGUAGCCUUGGAUGUCUUGGUGGCCUUUUGCUUCUGCGCCGUGGAAGUGGAAGAGGUCUUCCCCUUCCCCUCCUCGAAAGAGAAAGACAAGCUUGGCUGAAGGCAGUGACAUAGAAAAUCCGGACACCAUCGUGGUGGAUGUUGGCGACUCUGAUGAUUCAGCAGAACCUGAGGAGGAGCCUGGAGUCGUAGCCCAAAGCAUCGUGCCCCCGCACCUGCGCUGGAUUAUUGAUGAGCAUGACUUUGCCGACGAAAAGAAAACCAGCAUCAACGACAUUCUGGGUGAUGAUGUUGUUUUUCGCCAACAUCCUCGUGGAGACCGCAUUCAGACACGCCUCAAUCAACGCCGAGCGUAUCAUGUUGGCACAAUGCUCAAGCAUUUUUAUCGUUUGAGUGACCAGGUUGGAGCGAGGGAACGCGAAUCAACACAUCACUCACUGGAGCCAGCUUCUUACGAAGGAUUUCUUUCAUCUGAGAUCUCAGCCACCAGGGUGAGAAUUGAUACUGCUCAAUUCAUCCUCAAACGUGCCCGGUUGUAUCGCGAGGAACUGAAGCGUGCUCGUCAGCAAUUGAAACAGGAGGAAGUUUAGCCGUAGGAAGAGGAAGAGGAAGUGAGAAGAGCGAGUCACAGGAGAACACCACGUUUAUCAUCAGAAAAAGAACGAGAAAUCCUCACUAU
This is a messenger RNA of Mollisia scopiformis, 771 nucleotides long. RefSeq lists its product as uncharacterized. NCBI's taxonomy places the organism in Eukaryota, Fungi, Ascomycota, Leotiomycetes, Helotiales, Mollisiaceae. The transcript has a single exon. Bases 104 to 682 code for a protein of 192 amino acids. The record is from RefSeq and is a predicted model, not a curated record.